Molecule: messenger RNA, 1901 nt
Organism: Myotis daubentonii (Daubenton's bat)
Lineage: Eukaryota; Metazoa; Chordata; Mammalia; Chiroptera; Vespertilionidae
Gene: HIBADH
Product: 3-hydroxyisobutyrate dehydrogenase
Biological process (GO): L-valine catabolic process
Cellular component (GO): mitochondrion
Molecular function (GO): 3-hydroxyisobutyrate dehydrogenase activity; NAD binding; NADP binding
Source: RefSeq, a predicted model, not a curated record
CCACGCCGGUGCGGUGCCCGCCCGCCCGGCCGCGUACACUCGCAGUCAGUGGGCGAGCCGGAGCGGCGGAGGUCACAGCGGGGAGGCGGGGCGGGGGCAGCAUGGCAGCCUCCUUAUGGCUCCGUGGAGCCGCCUCCGGCCUCCGGUACUGGAGCCGCCGGCAGCGGCCGGCAGCGGCCAGCCUUGCAGCGGUGUGUUCUAGGUCAGUGGCCUCUAAGACUCCGGUUGGAUUUAUUGGACUAGGCAACAUGGGGAAUCCAAUGGCAAAAAAUCUCAUGAAGCAUGGCUACCCCCUCGUUAUUUAUGAUGUGUUCCCUGAUGCAUGCAAAGAGUUUCGAGAAGCAGGUGAACAGGUAGUGUCUUCCCCAGCAGAUGUAGCUGAAAAAGCUGACAGAAUUAUUACCAUGUUGCCCACCAGUAUGAAUGCAAUAGAAGCUUAUUCCGGAGCAAAUGGAAUUCUGAAAAAAGUGAAGAAAGGCUCACUAUUAAUAGAUUCCAGUACUAUUGAUCCUUCGGUUUCAAAAGAAUUGGCCAAAGAAGUUGAGAAAAUGGGAGCAGUUUUCAUGGAUGCCCCUGUUUCUGGUGGUGUGGGAGCUGCUCGGUCUGGGAACCUCACGUUCAUGGUGGGAGGAGUCGAAGAGGAAUUUGCUGCUGCUAAGGAGUUGCUGGGCUGCAUGGGCUCCAAUGUGGUGUACUGUGGUGCUGUUGGGACCGGACAGGCUGCAAAGAUCUGCAACAACAUGCUGUUAGCUAUUAGUAUGAUUGGAACCGCUGAAGCUAUGAAUCUUGGGAUCAGGUUAGGGCUUGACCCAAAACUAUUGGCUAAAAUCCUAAAUAUGAGCUCAGGACGGUGUUGGUCAAGUGACACUUACAAUCCUGUACCUGGGGUGAUGGAUGGAGUUCCCUCGGCUAAUAACUAUCAGGGCGGAUUUGGAACAACACUCAUGGCUAAGGAUCUGGGAUUAGCACAGGACUCCGCCACCAACACAAAGAGCCCAAUCCUCCUGGGCAGCCAGGCCCAUCAGAUCUACAGGAUGAUGUGUGCAAAGGGCUACUCGAAGAAGGAUUUCUCGUCCGUGUUCCAGUUCCUGCGAGAGGAGGAGACCUUCUGAGUUGGCACUUUGGCCCUGGACACUCUUGGAAACCAAACUCUGUCUCGGAGCCUCCCCACUGUUCACUCCACAAGUAAAAGAGUUUAAUCAAAGGUCACCUGUCUGCUUUGGAUUGUCCAGGUCACAGUUAAAUGGGGUUUUCACCCAUUUUUUACUGCUUAUUUUUAUCUAUUUAGCAAACAUACAUUAUCUGAAUUUUUUUUUUCUGCAAGCCCCCGAUGGUCUCUGUUAAUUAGCUGAUUGACCUUUUUCAAAAGUGUGAUCCUUGAGCAUCUUCAGCUAAAUCAUUGAUUAUUUCAAUCAGGAUAUUAGUUAUACCGCUUUACAAAUAAAACCAAAUAUUUUCCAACAGGACAAAAUUGAUCUUAAAGGAAAAAAAGAACUCGGUGUGAGGAAGGGAUUAGAGAAAGGGGGAAUACAGUGAUUACUACCUGUGUCCCUCAGCAAGCUUCUCCUGUUUACCAGGUGUGGUAUUCUUGCAUUACUGAGGUUACUGAGUUACUUUCUGGGGAAUAGAUAAAGCAGGAGAACUCCUUGCUGUAUGUUUUAUAAUUUGGACUCCGUUACAGUAUCUUAGUGUGUCCCCCUUGUAACAAUUCCCCAUACUCAGCAAACUUGUUUUUAUAUUUUUUCUUCCUUGUACAUUCUUACUACAUAUUUUUGACUUCAAAAGAAUGACAUCUUUAGACCUGUUUCAGAGCCAAUGAUGAUAUUUGCUUUAGAUAAUUAUUAUAGUAUUCUAAAUAGAACCAUAUUAUUUUGAAAUUGAAUAAAUUUCUAUGCUGAUAA